CUUUAAACAAAAAAGAAAUUAAUUCAGAUUUGUAAAAAUGUCUACUCUAGUUGAUAAAGGUUAAAGAGUACAUAUUCUUAACUAGGAGAUUACCACUUUCAGGUGAGAGCUGUGUCUGUCUGCUGUAUCGGAUGAAUGAAGUUUCAAUGUCAGUAGAAAGCCUCUGACCUCCUAAAAACAUUAAGAAUUUGGAUUCCCAAAAAUCACCUCCCCCCCCCUCCUCCUAAUUUCAGUUUCCCUAAAAGCAAAAUGACAUCAUCAAUAUGAAAAAGAUGAACGAUAAAUAUCUCAUGUAUUACCGAGGUUCUAGACUCUACACGGUUGAGGUGUAAUAUAGACUCUACACAGUGCAUAUAGUAUUGAGAGGGAGGCCUAAGGCUGGCCUCUACUGGGCCUCUAGUACUCACUAUACACCAGGAGUACUGUCCUCUACUCAGUUCUAGGAUAAAAUGACUGGAAGUUAUCAAACUGUGUUCAGCAAAUAAUGCUGCCUAAGAAGAGAAAGCUAGACCUAGCAGAAUAUGGAUUGGAGGGAGGAAGGAAUGGAGGGAGGAGGGAAGAGGAGGGAAGGGAGGAGCAAGGAGAGGGGAGAGAAGAGAAGGAGAAGAAAAAGAUCACCAAGGUUUUACUCAAGGGACAGGAUGGAAAUAAAGACACAAAACCUUUCUCAACUUUAACAUCAGGUCCCUCUUCCCAAAGCAGCGUUCCCGAGGCAUUUGCAGGUGUCCUUAGUGUAGUGCAAGGGGUUCAAGGAGUACACGGAGUACAACUUGUUAAUAAUACAGUGACACAGGGUGUAAGUACAUUGCAUAGUACAACUACAACACACCAGACUGGGUCUUCAAAACCCGCAUUUCAAAUUCCUACCAGCCACAACCUUCAAGGUUUAACAAGUGGAAAUAAGAUUUUAACAAGUGGAAAUCAGAUUUUAACAAGUGGAAAUCAGAUUUUAACAAGUGGAAAUCAGAUUUUAACAAGUGGAAAUCAAGUGUUUACAAGUAUUACCCCGGUGACUCAGGUCGGAAAUGGCGGGAAAAACUUGUUACCUGUCAGUUUAGUGUCUAGCGUAAACAUCACUAGAUUAUUGGACACAGUUGGACCCCCAGGCACAAAAAUUGGACCCCUAGGCACAACUAUUGGAAUUGCAGGAACAAAUAGCAGAUUUGUUGGGACUGGAGGGAGUACAGGUUUAACCACUGUGUACACAACCCUUCCACUUUACCCGCAUUUACUCCAGCCUGUUCAAGGAGUACAUGGGGUACAGGACAAGUGUACAGUUCUAGGGGUUCAGGGAGUACAUGGAGUACAAGAGAAGCAAGCUGAAAACUAUGCGAUAGUUGACCUGUCCUCUAGAAAAGCGAGAGAUGAUCCAGGUUCAGCUUUCACCAGGCCUUGUAUUCAAGCUAGAUCUGAGAAACAGGAGCUACCCUACAACCUUGCUAUUUCCAGACCUGAUCAGUUUAAUCAACCUGUUCCCACUACACACUACUAUCCUGCUCCUGCUUCGACUGUUUCACCUGCUUCGAGCAAAGGUUCCCCAUAUGGAUCUUCCAACUCUGCUGCUUCUUAUGGAGCUGUUUCUAGUUCAACCCUAGCUGCUAAAAGAUCCUAUAGUUCUCCUGCUCCUCCUGCUUCCUUAACCCCCAGAUCCUAUAACUCUCCUGCGUCUCUUCACUACGCUUCUCCUGUUCAUGGAAGCAGGAGUUUUGCCUCUCCAGUGAGUCGAAUGUAUACAUCUCCUGCUUCAGUUCCUAAACUGUACACAUCACCAUCUCCUGGAAUCUCAAGAGCAUAUUUGUCUCCUGUAAAACCGGUUUCUAGGUCCUACCAAUCCUCCCCAGCAUCAAGUAAAGGUGUAUCUCCUAAAACAUCUCUUCAAAUAACUCCUUCUAAGAUGAAUCUGUCAGGGUCUAAGGUUUCUUCAGAUGAAGGUCAUGAAGCAGCAGGCUCCAGCAAAUACAAAGGAAAGACGACUUUCACUAGGUUUUACAGUGAACCUAUUGCAGCAACAAUAAAAACGGAAUCAUUUGAAUCAGGGACCACCUCUGCCCCUGUUUACCCGGUCCAGGGACCUAGUGUUGGCUACUUUAUGGACCGGGGUAAUAUUGUAGCUGUAACCAAUCCGGACUAUAAUGUUGAAAAGACCGAGAUAGUCAGUUCGGGAAAGCAGCCUGACGGGAGCCAGGGAUUAAAUUUAACUGUAAAGCGGGAGAUAAAAUCUAUUAUUGACCUGAAGGCAUGGAUUGGACACAGAGUGCUUGGUCGGAUAGGAAGUGAGUACUACCCUGGUAGGAUUGUAAGUGUACUGUCUGGUGUUGAUGUUUCUGUACAAUUUGAUCAUAGUGGAGAGAGGAUAGUGUACAGUAACCUACUCUACCCUUCAAAUAAUCCAAAUAUCAUUAGUGAUGCUAUACCUUUAACAGCACAGGUUUCAAUCGGAUCAAAGUUGUGUGUUCGGCAGCGGGUUCAGGUUCAAGUCCAAGGUCAAGGCCAAGGUCAAGGUCAAGGUCAAGAAUGUUAUCUGAAUCUUGUUCACGAAGAUUAG
This is a messenger RNA of Eurytemora carolleeae, 2545 nucleotides long. RefSeq names its product mucin-5AC. NCBI's taxonomy places the organism in Eukaryota, Metazoa, Arthropoda, Copepoda, Calanoida, Temoridae. Bases 485 to 2545 code for a protein of 686 amino acids. The record is from RefSeq and is a predicted model, not a curated record. The transcript has 13 exons.